This is a messenger RNA of Lotus japonicus, 1258 nucleotides long. RefSeq lists its product as uncharacterized. Lineage: Eukaryota; Viridiplantae; Streptophyta; Magnoliopsida; Fabales; Fabaceae. The transcript has 2 exons. Bases 587 to 1000 code for a protein of 137 amino acids. The record is from RefSeq and is a predicted model, not a curated record.
UAAAAUGUUGUUUAAUCGUAGUGAAGAUGACCCGGUUGAGAUCCGAUGGAGGUGAGAGCCGGGUCGGUUGUUGAGAGCGAAAUCGGGAGGAGGUGCUGGGUCGGUUGUAGAUGAAUUUGAGUCUUGUUGUCAUAUGUAGAUUCAUGGGCGGACCCAGGUAGAGCUGAGGUGAAUAAAAAUCCUACUUACCCCCUAUAGUGAUUUAUUUUUGAACCCCCUGAAAUUUAAAAAUUGCACCCAGGUCCCAAGCCCCAGCCAACACUCACUCACUCUGUCACUCCUCUCUCUCUCUCUCACGCACUCAUCUCUGAUUCACUUCCUCACCAGACACGAUUCACACAAUCACACCACCUGACCACCACCGGCCACGCCCACCACCACGGUACCACCUUUCUCUCUCUCUCACGCACUCAUUCAGUCAAUCAGUCAUUCUCUGGUUCACAAGUGAAGUGCACAACGCACCACGCCACCACCACCGGCCGCACAACGCCAACGCACCACCACUCUCUCUCUCUGCUGCUGUUGAAGCUUGAAGGAUAUAUUCGCUUCACUAGGCAUCUGGAAAAAGGUUGUGAAUUGAGUGAUCAUGGAUGACCUAUUCGACUCUUCACUGAAUUUGGAGGAGACCCAUUUCAAGGAAGGCUAUGACGAAGGCUACAAGGAUGGGCUCAUUGCAGGCAAGGACGAGGCCAAGGAAGUGGGUCUCAAGGUUGGCUUUGAGGUCGGUGAGGAACUAGGUUUCUACAGCGGUUGCCUCCAUAUCUGGACCUCUGCCAUCCGGCUUGACCCGAAUUGUUUCUCCUCCAGGGCCAAAACUACCAUUAACCAGAUGCAGGACCUGGUCCACAAAUAUCCUCUCAUGGAUCCAGAAGAUCUGCAGGUGCAAGCGAUCAUGGAUAGCCUCAGGCUCAAGUUCAAGAUGCUUUGUUCUUCUCUGCACGUCAAGCUUGACUACAGCGGCUAUCCAAAUUCUUCGGAGGCCACCAGCAUUCAGUUUUGAACCAGUUUGAUCCUGAUAGACUGGUACCAUUGUAAAAAAAAAAAAAAAGCAAAAUUUAGAGUUCAAUUAUGAACAUUGCCCUUGUAAUUUCAGUUGCGUUCACUUGAAUGUAGUUUUUCUUCCAUCCAUUGUGAGACAUGGAUAUCUGUUAAAAGUGUGUUUGAGGAGAGAGUUUGACAUCAAUAAAUCGAUGUUUACUGUAAACAAAAUUUUCAAGUAUUUCUAGCAAUGGAAAUGGAAGAUUACCUUCUUAUGGCA